AUUAUUGGAAUAAAAAUGGAUCUUGCAGGGUUUUUAACAGGGAAGAAGAAGGAACAGAGUAGUCAGCUGAUUAAGUCUCUGAGGAAUGCGUUUGGAGCGAAUACGGAUAUUUUCUUAAAUGAGGAAGUCGCAAAACAGAAUAAUAUUCCAUCAGUAAUUCACUCUCAAAAGAAAAAGGCAAGAAAUCAUCCACAUCAAAGCUUUCACGAAGAGAAAAAGUCAGUUCCCUUUCCAAAACAUGAAAAUAAGCACAAUAAACGUAAGAAUAAUAAUCAAAACCAGAAGAAAAGCACUCCACAUCAAAAUACUACGGCUCUAACCCAACAAGUGAACACUCUCACCCAAAAAUAACGAAUCUUUGAGCAAAAAGAACUCAGCCCUCAACAGCACAAUCAACACCCUCCAAAACAAACUCAAAACCCAACAAUCCCACAUCGAAUCGCUCACUAUACAAUACUCUGAGUCCGCCAGUCUCAUCCAAGCCCACAAGAACACGAUCUCCCAGCUAAAAUCCCAACCCAAAAGAGACGACUCUGGCCCUCUCCGUGCCUCCAUUCAGAAGCUCAAUACCACGAUUAACGGUUUGAAUGUGAAGAUAAAGAAUCAAAGUAUAACUUUGGCAAAUCAAGUUAAUGCAAUCAAGAUGCAUAAGGAUACUAUUGAAAAAUUGCAGAGAGAGAAGAAUUUGAGCAAGGCGCAGAUGAUCAAUGCACAGGAUAACUUAAAGAAGAUAGAAAAUCAAAGAAAGGAAAUCAAUUUACUAAGGCUAGCUAUCAGAGAAAAAGAGAUGGAGAAAAUUAACAAUCCACCAGUUGAUCCAAAAAUUAUGAUUAAGCUUCAAGAAAGCGAGAAUCAAGUAUUGGAACUAAACAAUGCGCUAUCUCAGGCCUUGGAUGAAAAUAAAGCUCUUAACAGUCUUACAAAUGGAGAUGAUGGUCAAGAGGUAUCAAAUCUCAAAUCUCUUAUUCGAAAAUUAGAGUUAAAAAUCUCAACUUUAGAGAAGCUUAGUUGUGUAAAAAUGACUCCUACUCUCCAAGAAGGGCCAUCUCAUGAUGACUUAGCUGCACAGGUGGUAAAAAUAAUGUCUCAACUAGAAUGUCCAAUAUCUCUAGAAGAAAUAAAGUCUCCUGUAAUCUGCCCAUCAGGUCACACCAUCGACCAUAAAACGUAUAAAGAAUUAUUCAAAAAUAAUAUGAACGAUCCCUUUUCAGGAGAAAAGUUAAACAAAAAGGCAAUCGUUAACAGAUUCAUGGUCGCAGUCAAGGAGAUCCUACAAUCAGAAAACGCCCAAAAUCAUGAAGAAGAGAAGGAAGAUACGAAGAAAUCUGAAUAA
Molecule: messenger RNA, 1333 nt
Organism: Moneuplotes crassus
Lineage: Eukaryota; Ciliophora; Spirotrichea; Euplotida; Euplotidae
Source: the annotation of a GenBank genome assembly